Messenger RNA from Tripterygium wilfordii, 1196 nucleotides. RefSeq lists its product as uncharacterized. Bases 462 to 1034 code for a protein of 190 amino acids. Lineage: Eukaryota; Viridiplantae; Streptophyta; Magnoliopsida; Celastrales; Celastraceae. The record is from RefSeq and is a predicted model, not a curated record. The transcript has a single exon.
ACACAGGAUAUAUCAUAUUCAUGUACCUUCUUUGCUAUGGUGAGAACUUGUGCAAAGCUUCUGCCACUGUUACAAAAUUGGCAUCAGAAUUAACCAUCAGUGUUGGGCCUCGUGGGCUGGAGGUAGAUCAGGCUUUGGCUUCUUUUGGCCCAAUGAGGACACAUGUUGGCCCAGUCCAAACUACACAUUUCCACAGUGGGUGUAAUGGUGUAUAACCAAGUGGUCUAGUUUAUCAACCGAGGAAAUUUUCUGACAGAUUACUAUUUCAGGCUCUCCCUGUUCAACUGUGACAAAAGACAAGCGGUCAAAACCAAAAAGUAACUUUUCUUCACCAGUCUCAAGACCCUCAACCUCUGCCAACGGCUGUAAAAUUUGAUCCUCAAGAUCCGAGCCAAAUCGAAACACGUUUUAGCUUCACAAUCUCCCGCAGAGCUCUCUCAUCAGCUCACACUAACCCAUCAAUGGCAGACUAUGAAACACACCACCGUCACCAAGCAAUCCCAAAAGAGACGGCACUCCAAGCCCUCAACACCAUAAUCCAGCUUCAUUUCGAGAAAACCCUUGAAAAGAAGAGAGCCAUUGACCUUCAAAAGAAGGAGCUUUACAAGCACUUCUUGCUCUUCUUCAUCUUCCUCUCUCUGGUUUUCUUAGGCCAAUCUCAGUCUACCCGCCUUGAAUGCCGCCACUGCUGGAUCCCCAUUUCACUCCUUUCCCUUGCUCACCUCAUCUUCUAUGUCUCAGUAGCUCAGACCCUCAGAUGCAUCAAUGGGUUCAAGUACCAGAGGAGGUGCCACAAGCUAACUCUUGGAUUGGCCACUGAGAGGCUGAGGGAGCUCAAAAUGAGAGUGAAUGGUGGAGAAUAUGAUGGUGGUGAGGUGGUGAUAGGCGAUGAAAGUGAGCUUGAGAUUCAUUACCAAGAGCCCCCUGAAAGCUACUUUGGUAAGUUUAAGCGGAAUUGGGCUCUGCAUUUUGGGUUCUUGAUCUUGAUUUAUGGAUUCAUGGUGUCUUCCUCUGUUGUCCUCCUCUGUUUCUAGUUUCUGGGUUUGGGUUAUUAUGCUUGAAGCUUUGAUGGGUUUGUUUGAUUACAGAGGCAGCUUUAGUUUGUUUGUUAGAUUCAAUGUGGCCAAAACUUGAAGAAGAAAGAAAUUGGUACUUUCUUUUAGUGGAUAUUCAUAUUCUUUGGUGGUAGGAAAAUC